Messenger RNA from Diabrotica virgifera virgifera (western corn rootworm), 2452 nucleotides. RefSeq lists its product as uncharacterized. Lineage: Eukaryota; Metazoa; Arthropoda; Insecta; Coleoptera; Chrysomelidae. Bases 320 to 2452 code for a protein of 710 amino acids. The transcript has 3 exons. The record is from RefSeq and is a predicted model, not a curated record.
CCAAAAAUCGGCUUCACUUUUGGAACGUGUGUGUUAAUGGCUGCGUUCACCAGAAAUAAUCGGUUUAAGUUUCAACUAAACAGCUAUGUUGCAGCGCUUUAAAACUACGUUUAGUCUGGUGAAUGGUAUUUUUAGGUUGCGGUAGAUUGAGACCGUCGUGCCGACAGUGUUGCCAUAGUUCGCUUGACAUUUGACUAGUAAUACUCCAAAUUCAAAUAAAUAUUUUGAUUUUGCUGUAUUAUUGUGAAAGUGUAGAUUUGUGUUUUGUUGUUUAAAUAGCAAAUAUUAACUUUUAUUUCUUGUAGUGGACAAUCUAGCAAUGUCUAUAAUUUGUAUUAUAUGCGAAAAGGCGUUCUCUAGCCAGUCAACCCUUAAUAGGCAUAACAAAAAUAUUCAUGGAAAGAAUACAAACUAUGCUAAGUCUACAUUCCCCACGAAAUUUUUGUGCUUGCAAUGUAAUAUUUAUUUCAAUAUCAAUCAUGAUUUGCGAACACACUUAGAACAGGAACACAAUCAUUCCACUGAAUUGGAGAAAUUAGAGUUCAAUAAUUUUCCAGAUUUUAACGAAUGGUUAAUGCAAGAAGAAAAGUUGAAAAAUGUUCGAUAUUGCAAAAUUAAAGGUGCAAAAACAAAUACCUGUGGUGAUGAAGAAAAAUGCUAUUAUGAGUGUGUCCGCUCUUUCAGAAAUUAUUCCAUCAAGAAAGAGAGAAUACGGAAUUUAAAAUCGCAAGGAUCUUGCAAAAUGCCUUUUUCAUGCACUUCUCAGAUAGUAUUAACGAAGCAUUUAAUUUCUGAUAAAUGUUUUGUUUUAUACUAUAAAACGCAUUAUGGGCACCGUGAAGAAAUAGAGCAUUUAAGGUUAUCACAGAUAGACCGACAAGCAGUUGCUUCCAAACUUAUUUUAGGAGUUCCCCCAAAAAGCAUUGUGAGCAGUGUUCGAGACAAUCUUGGCAAAAAACUUCAAAGAUUUGACAUAAUUACAGCACAGGAUGUAAGAAAUGUAAAGAACUCUUUUGGAAUUGUUUCAAAAGAGGGAUGUAGGCACAAAGAUGAUGCCACAAGUGUACAUUUUUGGGUGUCUGAAUGCUUUCAGAGUGGCUCAUCACCAGUGCUCUUUUAUAAGCAACAAGGUUUAGUUAUAGAGGACUAUCCAAAUCUCAAAAUAGAUGAUUUCUGUUUGAUAUUUAUGAAUACGGUACAGAAAGAAAUCUUACUAAAAUUUGGAUCUGACCUUAUUGCAAUUGAUGGGACUCAUGGUUUAAAUCCUUACAAUUUUGAACUCACUACCAUAUUAGUGACGGAUGAAUUUAACAAUGGAUUUCCUGUAGCAUUUAUGUUUACCAAUAGAAAGGAUACUUCUGUGUACGAAUUAUUUUUUAUAAAAGUUAAAGAGAUUGCUGGUAUUGUAAAUGCAAAGGUAUUCAUGUCAGAUAUUACAAAUACAUUUUAUAACGCUUGGUGUCACGUUAUGAGUCCUGCUGAAAAAAGACUUUUUUGUGCAUGGCAUGUUGAUCGGGCAUGGCAAACAAAUCUUGCAAAAAUUUCAAACACCGAAAAGAAAUCAUAUGUAUAUAAAAUGUUGAAAGACCUACAGUCUAUUUUAGAUAUAGAUCGUUUUAUAAAGAGUGCUAAUAAUUUUUUGCAAAAACUUUUGGGAGAUGCAGACACUCAUAGUUUUGGCGUAUAUUUUUCUGAAAACUAUUGCAAUAAUUUUCAAGAGUGGGCAUAUUGCUGUAGAAAAGGCUGUGGGGUCAACACAAACAUGCAUAUUGAAAGCUUCCAUAAGGUACUAAAAUACUUUUACUUAGAUGGUAAGAAAGUGAAACGUUUAGAUAAAAGCAUUCAUAAGUUGCUAGAAUAUGUGAGAGACAAAACUGUUGAAAGAAUUAUAAAAUUAACAAGAGGUAAAAGUGACGAUAGUACAAUAACAUCCAGACAUAGAGCUGCUCUAACCACUCAUUUCUCUGUAUUCCAGUGUGAGAAUAAUAUAUUUAAAUUAGAGAGUGAGAAUAAUACUGAAACUCAUUAUAUUGAGAAACAGAAAACUACCAACUGUUGCGAAGUCAAAUGUACCUUGUGUAAAAUCUGUAUUCAUUCCUACAAAUGUACUUGUCUUGAUUACUUAAUUAAAACAACUAUUUGCAAGCAUAUACAUUAUUUUGUAUUGCAAGACAAAUCUGUAAUUAAUCAAAAUGAAAAUACAGUUUCAUUAGCUUCAGAAACUGAAGUCAAACAGUUAGUGUCUCAAAUUUCCAGCAAAAAAAAUAGUGAGCAGACUAUAAGAAAUCAAAUUAAAGAGAAGGCUCUUCAUAUCGUUCAUCUAGCAGAUUCAGAAAAGGUGAAUAAAGAGCAGUUAAAGAUAAUGCUGGAUCAUGUAAAUAGUGCGGUGUCUGUGAGUUCCAUUCCACAAACUAAUUUUAAUAUAGAAAAUCCGACUGUUCUUCCCAAGUAG